AUUGGAAUGGUGCAAGUGGGCCUAAGAGUGUAUGGUUGAUUGCUUUAAGAGAUUAGAUUGCUUUUUGAAAUAGUACAUUACUAUAGAGGCCGGGAAACGAAGGGUUGCAGGCCAAGUAGAUAUAGAUACGCGGCCGGCAACCCCGUUUCUCGCCGAGAUUUGUAUAGUGCUUUUCUCAAACUUGCAAUUAAAACAAAAAAUUGUAGUCUAUUUGUUUUGUGGUGAACUACUCGGCUCGCCACUCUAUCAGCGGUGCCUUACGCGCGUAAGUCCGCGCGCCUGCGUGAUGCGCCACCGCCGUUGCUUAGCAACGAAUAUGCACAACAGAUCACCGUACCAAGCUAACUGAAAAAUAUUAUUUGUUGAUGGUUGAAUGCCAAGACGUUGUGUCACAAUUUGACGUUAAAAAUCAAAAGAAGUUUGCUUUACAGUCCUAGGUGUGUAAGGCAGUAUGAAAUUCCUUUACAUAUCAUCUUCACUCAUCGCACCUGAUAUGUAGUAUUUCCGGGCCUAAUUUGACGUAAGUCAUGUCAUCAUUUCAUAGCAAGUUUGAGAAAAGUAAUUUAAUGCUUACUUUUUUUUAUUUCCAGUUUUACAAAUUUCAAGAACAAUAUGUGGAGUACGAUGAACUCGUCACUUUAAGUGAGAACUUCAAGUAUUUACAACGGCUCACUUUCAAUAUUUCUUUUGUAUCGGACUAUUUUGUUACAAAAUUCAUAGCCAAUAGAGCUUUAGAAGAAUUACAAUUUAGCGGCAAUCAUAAAGUGACUGGUUCCUUCUUGAACAAAAUUAAAUUGAGGAACUUAAAAGCCUUAAAUUUCAAAAAUUGCAAAAGGUUGGAUUUCGAUUUGAAUGUCAUCCCUGGGCUGAAGAAAUUAGAACUCAACUAUGUGCCGUGGAGUAUUUGUGAGCCUAUAAUCCAAGUACUAAAUAAGCUACAGGAAUUAGAACAUUUAGAACUGAUUCUGAGUUUUAAUACCGCGAAUGAUAUGUUUUUUGAGUGCGUGUCUAAGCUCAGUCGGUUGAAGCAUCUGAAUGUGAAUAUUAAGGCUUCGAAUGACGAUCUAGUAUUAUUAAGUAUGGGAUGUAUGGAGUUGCGAUCAUUGUUGUUGGCAAAUUGUACUGAUAUUUCAGGGCUAGGAGUUACGGCGCUGUGUUCCAACGCAGGGGAGCGGCUCACCACGCUAGGGUUAAAGUGUAGUGACCGCUUUACUGAUGACAACGUGGUGACCAUCAUCAAGUGCUGUCCCAAUCUUACGUUUCUGGACGUGAGCGACUGUUGAAGAUUGACAUACGCUCUGCUGAGUCGCGUUGAAUCUGCGCGGAUCGCGCUGCGCAGAAUACAAGUAUUGCGCCUGCGCGCAAUGAGAAGCACAAUCACUUUUGAUCAAACGAGAAAAUAUGAAGAGUUAUAUCCAGAACUUUCACUUGAGGCACACUGCUUAGAUGAAGAUAUUGAAGAUGAAUUUGAAUACUGGCCAUUUGAGCGGUCGGAGACACCUACGUACGUGAACAUACCAAACUAUUUCGCCUUAGUAGCGCAGAAUAAUUAACAGUAUUUCACAGAAAAGUCACGUUACGCCCGGGUCCGAAUGGAAAUACCUAACCCCGUUGCUGCGUUUUGAACUUUUGACUGAAGAUUGACAGAAUCUCAGGUCGAUUGGCAAUGCGAUGACGGAACGUUGAGGGGCAUUGUGUGGAUCUUGUCAACUUUAGUAAAUAAUUUUAGUUCGGUUCCCGUGUACGUACCUUUACCUAUGAGUACAUUAUGAAUUAAAAAUAAAUGAAUUUUUAAAGUAGGUACGUGGUUGUUUGUGUCUAAAAAUGCUACGAAGGCGAAUCUGCCAUA
Cydia pomonella (codling moth) is the source of this 1849-nucleotide messenger RNA. Its product is annotated as F-box/LRR-repeat protein 2-like. The coding region runs from base 528 to 1283 and encodes 251 amino acids. NCBI's taxonomy places the organism in Eukaryota, Metazoa, Arthropoda, Insecta, Lepidoptera, Tortricidae. The record is from RefSeq and is a predicted model, not a curated record. The transcript is spliced from 5 exons.